AUGAUUUUGAUUAAGUCCCUCUCAUUUUCUUCUUUCUUUUUUCUUUCUUUCUUUCUUUCUCUUUUCUUUCUAUCUAUCUAUCUAUCUAUCUAUCUAGCUAUCUAUCUAUCCGUACACUUUUCUUCAGCGUCGUUUUUUCUUACUAAGUUUUAUGCAUUUUUUUGUUUUUCUUCUUAUUCUUUUUUUUCUCGUUUAUUCCUUUUAUCUUUUUUCUUCCUUUUCCUCUUCAUUUUUUUUCAUCUCAUUCCUUUAUUCUUCCAUUCGUUCUUAACUUCCUUCUUUUUAAUUUCAAACAUAAUUCUAUCCUUUCCAUUUACUUUUCGGCUUAACUUCUUCCUUACUUUAUACUUUUCUCUUGUGUUUCUUUCUCUCUUUCUUUCCUUCCUUGUUUUUAUCGUCCGUACUUGUAAAGGCCGACUUACCAAUUACGGAGGUUCCCGUGAAAACGAACCGGGCAUUGCCUGUGUUGAUAAUAAGCAGUUUCUCCGCAAAGAGUGGAAUCGAUUUCAGACACCUCUUGGCGAUCAUUUCUUUUGA
Acanthosepion pharaonis is the source of this 537-nucleotide messenger RNA. The record is from the annotation of a GenBank genome assembly. Lineage: Eukaryota; Metazoa; Mollusca; Cephalopoda; Sepiida; Sepiidae.